This is a messenger RNA of Physella acuta, 1066 nucleotides long. Its product is annotated as neprilysin. Gene Ontology annotation, molecular function: metalloendopeptidase activity. Gene Ontology annotation, cellular component: plasma membrane. Gene Ontology annotation, biological process: protein processing. Lineage: Eukaryota; Metazoa; Mollusca; Gastropoda; Physidae. The record is from RefSeq and is a predicted model, not a curated record.
GCUAUGAGCAACGAAAUCAAAGCGUCCUUUCACGAGAUAUUGAAUAAAAAUACUUGGCUCUCCAACCAAACAAAGGCACGAGCAAAGUCUAAACUAUCAUCAAUGGGUUUCAAUGUUGGAUAUCCAGAAUCUCUUUUAGACGAUGAUAAACUCAAUGCAUACUACUCUAAUAUUUUUAAACCUGGAUAUGAAUCGCUCGAGUACUUCGAGUUGUGUCUGGUGCUUGUUAAAAACUGCGCAUUAGAAAAAAUAAAUAUCUUGGUAGCGAAUGUAGACUACCAGGAAAAAUGGCCUGAAUCUACAUCUUAUGUUAACGCUUAUUACCAAAUUGGAUCCAACAGCAUGUAUAUUCUAGCUGGUGUCUUAGAAGAACCAGCGUACUACGCUUAUGGCACAAGCUCUAUGAAAUAUGGCGGUAUUGGAUCAAUUAUCGGCCAUGAAAUAUCCCAUGGAUUUGAUACUCAGGGUUCACAAUUUGAUGAAAUUGGAGAACGCAAUAACUGGUGGACUUGGUACGACCGAUAUAUCUAUCUUUAUCUUGCAUCUUGCUAUGCUCUUCAAUACAAUGAUUACAAAUGGGAUGGUCACAAAGUGGAUGGUUACAAGACCCUUGAUGAGAAUAUAGCGGAUAAUACAGGGUUAGAGCAAACCUACAGGGCUUACAGAAAAUGGGUAAAAAUUCAAGGUGCAGAAGAAGAACAGUUACCUGACCUUGAUCUUACUCAUGACCAGAUUUUCUUCGUUAGCUACGCGCAGUUAUGGUGCACUAAAGUACGAGAGGAAGUAUAUCAACACUUUAUAAAUCACGAGCGACAUUCUCAUGGAAACGUUCGCGUCCAAGGACCAAUCAGCAACUCUCAGUAUUUUGCUAGAGCUUUCAAUUGUAAGAUCAACUCCACCAUGAAUCCUGAGAAAAAGUGUUUUCUAUUUGAUAUGUACAAUUAAUUUGCAUUAUGUAUUAAAUGCUAAAUAAUCGCCAGGAUCUGAAUGAUUAUCUUGAUGGAAUGCUCUGUUAUUUUACAAAAGAGUAUAUUUAUCUUACAAUAUAUAUAUAUAUAUAUAUAUA